Ogataea angusta is the source of this 909-nucleotide messenger RNA. RefSeq lists its product as uncharacterized. The coding region runs from base 1 to 909 and encodes 302 amino acids. Lineage: Eukaryota; Fungi; Ascomycota; Pichiomycetes; Pichiales; Pichiaceae. The record is from RefSeq and is a predicted model, not a curated record. The transcript has 2 exons.
AUGCAUCUCAUAACUGCCCGAUUUGGAAGAACGACGCCGCUUGUUGGUGUCCGGGGUGCCUUGUGGGAAAAUGUGUUUCCUGGUGGGAACAAUAGCCACUGCUGGCUGGCCAGCCCUGCUCACACUAAACCAGGAGACGAUGCGCGAAUGGCUAUUGUUGCCGCGUCUCGAACGAAUUGCAGGUCGCUCUCUGUGGGCACAGACGCCUCGGCCGAGCUCAGCGACGAGUGCCGCUCCUGCUCGUCGCCGACCUACGUCCGCACACGCUGUUCCGACGACACCACCCGCCCGCGCUGCUCGCUCGCGUCGCCCCUGCUGUGUCUGUACAGCCCGCUCGGCAAGCUCACCAGGAAACUCAAGCGCGCCGUCUUGCCCGCCCCGAUCGUCACUGCCUCGCGCAAGUCUGCCUCCGACUCGCUCACCUCGGUCAUGUCUGUGUCCACGGCCAACACCUCGCCGCUCACCUCGCCCUCCGCCAACCUCAAGCUGCUCAGCCCGCUGAUGCCUGCACCGCCACAGACACACACCGCCGCGCCAGACAUCGCGGACGAGUACUUCCUCAGGCACCAGCAGCGGUCUGCCGGCCGCGCGCACCAAGCCGGCUCGACCUCUGCCUCCUCCGCCACAGACUUUGACAGUCUGUACUCUCUAGACGACCAGUCCUGCGACCGGGUCUCGCUCCACAUCCGGGCCAGCAGCGAGCUGCUGCUGGGCGCACAGGCGCGCGAGCUCAGCUCGCUGCUGGCCGCCACGCACGACAGCCCCGGCUGGAGCGUCAAGGACGGCCUGCUCAUUCCUGCAGACGCGGCUCCCGAGCACGAGCUCGAGCACGAGCGCGAGCCGCGCGACCAGGACACGGUGGCCGACCUCGUGGCCACCGACGUGCUCGAGCGGCUCAACCUGCAAUGA